GAAGUUGACGUGCCCUCUCACCCAUCAAAAGGUUUCGCAGAGAAAAAAAACUACAUUAUAACUGAAAUUCGCUCUUCCUCAUUGAAUGUCACUUCUUCAUACAGAAUAGCAACAAAUUUCAAGUGAGAGCGUUGGUCAUCUUUUUGCUGUUGUGUCACGCACUUCACAAUCGUGGUUGUGCAGGCUGAACAGUUUGCCUAAUAAGCAACGCAGCGAUGAGUCGUGGUAACUGCGUUGAAUCAUAACUUAACUGCCGUCUACUUCCUCUGAGCAGCCAGUUAAAAGAAAAAAAUAAUUCUUGAUUUGUUCUUUUUUUCAUUGUUUUCAUUUAAUUAAUUAUAUAUAUAUAUAUAUAUAUAUAUGUAUUCGCGUCGGUCAAAGACGGAGAGAAUACAGACGGAUUGGCAGAAAGUGCUUUAUGGCUUGUACGAAACAAAGAGUCGUUUUAUAUUUAUACACUCUCUCUUCUCUGCCCCUCUGUUUCGUAGCCAGUCGCUGUUGGGGGGCGUUGACAUCCUUAAGUAUUCUUCCUCAUCACUUAUGGCGUGCUUCAAACGGUAGAACAAUAAAAGGAAAGCAAAGGAGAAAACAAAGUCGCUAAUGCGCUUCAAAAAGGAGAAAAGUAAAGCGACUGGCGUAUCUGUGGGCGCAGAUCGGCUUCACACGCUACCAUGUGGUGCGACGAUGUGAGGAAAAAAACACACCUGAAAACGCAUCUGGCUCUCUCUCUUCUAUCCGUGAUAGCUGAUUUCACGCCUUUGAUGUGUACCCUGUGCGUCACCCGUGUCAGGCGCGUAGUGUAACCAUCAGAGAGCCAUGCUCUCCCAACUUUCUGUUGUUGCUGAACAAUGAAUGCCUCGAUUCGUCUGCUAAGCACGCACUUCACUCAUUUUCUCCCUUCUUUUCUCUCAGCUCUUUUCUGCGGUUUCUCUUCGCUGCGCCUCUCUAAACUUCAAGCGGGUGCACUGCCACUUUCUUUUGUUGCUAAUAGAACAAUAGUAAAGAAGAAGAAAAACAAUAAGGAGACGAGGGGUACAAGAACCGUACCUUAUUAAGCACAGUAAACAUAAGAACGGGAAGCAGGACUUUCUUGCGCUUAAAGCACCGUAUUCCCUCACGCGAUAACCUCUCGCAGGUUUCUUUUCUUCGUUGUUAUUGCUUGUUUUCUGCAAUGAAAAUUCCUGGUCUGAACGCCGGUCCCAACCCUCAGGCGGCGUCUCCGCGGAUGGUGGCGAUGGGCUCCCGCCGGCGUCUGCUACCGAAGUGGUUCAACUUUGUCCUCCCCAUCACCCUUCUCUUCGCGGUGAGCGGCAUCGCCUACACGUUCAAGUGGAACUCCGACCGCCAGAAGCAGGGCAACGGCGUCUGCAUCGACUGCGCACGCCAGCGAGAGAUGGUGGAGGAGGUGUACUUCAACAAGAAGAACGAGGGGGCACACAAGGGCUACCGGCUGUGA
Molecule: messenger RNA, 1456 nt
Organism: Leptomonas pyrrhocoris
Lineage: Eukaryota; Euglenozoa; Kinetoplastea; Trypanosomatida; Trypanosomatidae
Product: unspecified product
Exons: 1
Coding region: 1172-1456 (94 amino acids)
Source: RefSeq, a predicted model, not a curated record